Molecule: messenger RNA, 10575 nt
Organism: Culex pipiens pallens (northern house mosquito)
Lineage: Eukaryota; Metazoa; Arthropoda; Insecta; Diptera; Culicidae
Gene: Cals
Product: calsyntenin-1
Exons: 8
Coding region: 396-3356 (986 amino acids)
Biological process (GO): positive regulation of synaptic transmission; homophilic cell-cell adhesion; positive regulation of synapse assembly
Cellular component (GO): postsynaptic membrane; cell surface
Molecular function (GO): X11-like protein binding; amyloid-beta binding; kinesin binding
Source: RefSeq, a predicted model, not a curated record
AUGCUCUCUGUGUAGAGCAGCAGCCAUCAUAACUUUUCCACUCUUUGGUUGUCUGUCUUUUCUUCAAUCGAUCCCGACGAGUUUGUCCGUGCGGUUUGUUCCGUGUUUUUCGCUUGCCAGAAGGAGGCAAAAAUCCUAUGCAAUCGGAUUAUUCCAGAGUGCAGGAAAAGUUUCCGGGCCGUGUUGCGGUUUGUUGGCGCUUGAAGAUUUAGCAUCUUUUACAAAUAUAUAACAGUGUGCAAAGCUGAAACCUUUCAAGUGAGGCAAGUUUUAGGCUAAAAAAACCCUUCUGCAAAAAGGGGGUAGAGUGUGGUGUGUGUGUCUGUACUUAAUUUGCAACCAGAUUAAGCAAGGAUAGCGACGACCCUUUGGGAGAAGGGAACAGAAGUGUGAAAAUGGUGCCGAUAAAGGGGAUUUAUCUGGCACUGCUAGUGUUGGUCGCUAGCAGCAGUUUCACCACUAACCAGGUGAAAGGAGAUAAGUACGAGGAUGAGGACGAUUACUACGACUCAAGAGAACGUGUCCUGGAGACAUCGUAUCACGGCUUAAUCAAAGAGAAUGAAACAUUCGUCGAAAUUACGCCGUUAAUCAAAGUCGACGAAACGAAAAUAUGUGGCUUUCACAUAAUCAAAAAGAAUAAGGAGAUACCGUUUCAGAUCGAGCUAGUCAACGAACUGGGCAUACUGAAGGCGAAAAAGUCGCUGAACUGCGAAAAGCGCAAAAACUACAAGUUCGACAUCACGGCGGUGUUUUGUGAUGGAUCGCACUCCAAAAGCGCAAGCGUUCACAUCUCGGUGAUUGACAUAAAUGAAUAUUCGCCGACGUUCCUGCAGCCGUCGUACGUCACAGAGGUAGACGAAGGUCGUCUGUACCAGGAAAUCAUCCGAGUGGAAGCGACAGACAAAGAUUGCACGCCACUGUUUGGCGACGUGUGCAAGUAUGAGAUUCUCACCAGCGACCAACCGUUCACAAUCGAUAACGAGGGCUCGAUCCGGAACACGGAACCGCUGUCCCAUAAGGCGUCCCACAACCACAUUCUGUCGGUGGUGGCGUACGAUUGCGCGAUGAAGCAGUCGGCUCCGGUCAUGGUGAACAUCCGGGUGCGCCGCGUGUGCGAGGCCCACGUGAUGGGAGUGGCGGAACGGAUCGACUACAGCGCCAAUUCGAUGGAAAGUGUGUCGCUGUUCCCGAAGAUUCACCUCGAACUGUGCGACAUGCAGUGCAAGGGCGAAGACAUGGUGAUCCAGUCGUCGGUUUCGUUGAAGACCAAGCACAUCUCGUUCGGAUGUGAUCGGGACGCAAGUCAAUGCUUAAAGAAACUGAGCGAAGAGGAACAGAUUGAAAGUGGACUAACUGAUCUGCUGCAGAAGAACACCGACUGGACGAAGGAUCUGGUUUACGACGAGGGAGCCGAAUCGAUCUUCCACUUUGACGGAAGCGCUGGAGCCAUCGUGCCGAAGACCGUUGUCAAAUCGCAGGACUUUGCCGCCCAUCAGUUCAGUAUAAUGACCAUGUUCCGCCACCACAGCAUUGCAUCGAACGACAAACACACCAAGGAGCACAUCAUUUGCAGCGCUGACGAUCACAAGAUGAACCGCCACCACAUGGCUCUGUUCGUGCGAAACUGCCGGUUGAUUCUGCUGUUGCGCAAAAACUUCAACGAUGGUGACCUGAACAUCUUCAGCCCUGCCGAAUGGCGCUGGAAGGUUCCUCAGGUGUGCGACAACGAGUGGCAUCACUACACGAUCAAUGUCGACCUGCCCAAGGUUGAUCUGUACAUCGAUGGCGUCAAGUUCGAGAGCAACAUCGAAGAUCGUCACAGCAAUCCAGAGGUCAUCGACGACUGGCCACUGCAUGCUGCCCACGGAAUCAAUACCACGCUCGCCAUUGGCGCCUGCUUCCAGGGCUCGGAGAACCGUCUGAAGCACGGUUUCAGCGGUGACAUUUCCGAAAUCAAGCUGUCGAUGCGUAAAGUCCUCACUCCCAACCAGAUUCGUUGCGGCACGGAUUGCGCUGAAAAGUUGCUGCCGCCAGCUGAUCACUUCUUGGAACCGGAACAGCAAAUUCAGUCCAACACACAGAUGAACAAGAUCAUCAUUGAGGGAAGCAACAAGAGCAACAUUGAACAGCUCCUGCAGCAAAUCCAGUACAUCAACAGCAAGGACAACCCUACGAUCGGACGUAGAAACAUCCAGGUGAUGACCACGGUCAGCUGCCCAAACAAGAAGGCGAUCCGACUGCCAAGCAUCGACACCUACAUCAUGGUAACGGCGUCAAACACCUCAACUCCACCAGUACCAUCGACAGCUACACUCUACAGUAAGAUUCUAGUGGACAAACCCCUAACCGUCGAUCAGAAACCACAAAUUGUCAUUGUCGGUAACUCGAACCACCUGGUCUCUUACCCGGACAUCAAAGACGGUGUCAAGAUUCUCGCACAAAUCAACAUCAGCAUCUACACCGGCAAGGAAAUCCGUCCCGCACUGCAAAAGCUCGACUCGUGCAACGUCAACGUGUUCCCAAGUCUGAACCCAGAUCACGAAGAGAUCACCAUUGACGACAAGGACGGCACCGACGAGUCGCUCUUCAAGUUCGACAUCAAAACCAAGAUCAGCAAAGACGGAGUCGAAAUGAUCGGAUACGACACCAUCGAAAACUACCAGCACAUUCUCAAGUCGUUGGUGUACAUCAACAAGAAACCGGCGUACUAUCUGAACCGAGUGUUCAAGCUGACCUGCUCGCAAGUGGACGAUCAUUUCCGAAGCGCAGAAUACACGCUCACGCUGACGGUGUUGCACCCGAAGCAGCAACCAACGUCUGCGUCGACAGCACCAAGUGUACUGCUCGCCGUUCCGUCGGUUCUGCCGACCACCUCCAGCGAUGGACAUGCGGCAGUCGCCGCGGACUCACACGAUACCAACCAGUACGCGCACGCGAUGCUGCACUCGCACGACAUCCAGGAGUCGCAGUCCCGGGUGCACAACCUGGCCCACGAGAAGGCCCAACUGGCGUCCUCGCACUCGACCAUGUUGAUCGUGGUCAUCUGCGCGUCCUUUGUGCUGCUGAUUUGCGGCGUGGGGAUCGCCCGCCUGCGGAACAACGGCGGCGGCGGAAGUGGCUCGAGCAGCCACUCCCGCAACUCGCUGGACAAGCACAUGCCCUGUCCGAAGGUGGCGCCCGAGCAGCAGCUGGACUGGGACGACUCGGCCCUGACCAUCACCAUCAACCCGAUGCAGAACGACAACCUGUCGGACGAGAGCUCGGAGUCGGAAAACUCCGACUCAGAGGACGAGGAGGUCAUCAACGGACGCUACAAGAACGUUAGCCAGCUGGAAUGGGACAACUCAACAAUCUAAAUGAAUAUAUCAAAAAUUUUAAAUUAUGGAAAAUUUAUUGCAUAUUUUAAAAUUAAUAAAACAAACAAAAUGUGAAAAACAAGCAAAAUUGCCAUCCACUCUCCAAUCUAGAUACACACGUACACAAGCAAACAAUACACACACACACACACACCCACACACAACACACAACACAACACACACGCAAAAAUGCAAACACGCUGAACAACAGGAAAAAAAUAAUUUCAAAAGGGGAAACGAACACACGUACACACACACGUACAGCUUAAUAUAUAUACAGUAAUAAAGAGGUGCGGCAGGCCAAAGUGCCUGCCGGAACCGGAAGAUGACAAAGAAGAAAAAGAAAGAAAAACGAGUUUAAGGAGAAAGGUGGUGGAAAAAGAAGAAGACGAUGAUGAUGAUGAGAACACACACACGCGGACAGACCCCUGCCGGAAGGCCGGAGCGAGGCGGAAGUUGGCGCGCGAAGAGGAAAAAGUGGCGCAAGAAACAGUGUUGCCAGCUCGGUCUGCCUGGGAAGCGACACAGGAUUGAAAAUGAAAACGGGAGCCAAUCUAUGCAUUAUUAACUGUAGCAAACAAUGGGGACGAUACCGAUGAUGGGGGGGAGGGGGCACGAUGGGAAUAAUGUGUGUGUAAGAGUGAUUGAGAAAGAGAGAAAGAAAUGGAACAUGUGCGACUGUCCCUUAAUCAUCUGGUGGAGUUGGAAAGAGGAAUUUGGUUUGCUUUAUGUCCCUUUAUAUCUUUAGAAAAAUAAUUGAAAUCUCACGAGAUGCACAAAAACAGUUCAUUUUAAUGAAUGUAACAAUUGUGGCGGAAAUGUGUCCCACUUUAGUGACCCACGAUGGAAAAAUUCAAAUCAAAGUAAACUGUCACUGAAAGCUAUUAUUUUAAUUUUCAAUCUGCUACCAACUCAUACAUAGUGUAAAAGCUCAACGCCUACUACCAAACUCGCGCAUGCACUCAAAAAAAUAACAAUUUCAAAUGCUUGAUUGUUCCUGCCACACUGUGUGGUAGCUAUUACCGCUGCAAGCCAUUAUGCAAUUUCAUAUCCGAUUAAAAGCAAACUCAACAAUCGAUUUUCCCCAUAGCCCAUUGAUUGCGGUUGCUGUUCGCGCGAUCCAACCGCGAAACUCAAACUCAACUCUCCACUCUCACUCACUCACCCUUUCUCUCGCUCGUGAUGAUGACGGUUCGGUCGGUCGGUGGUGAUUGGCGUAGUAAUUAUCACGUCCUGGUUCGCUCCUUUCCCGGUCCGUUGGAUGCUUGGGGUUUUUAUAGUUUCUCCGGGAAGCAAACUUUCUGAUUUCAACUCUCGUUUUUUCUCGCUGUUGUUUUUCACUGCGCGCUGUUUCCCCAUCAAAUGUGGCGGAAAAUCAAUACACGUGGCACAUUUGCAUAGAGAGAAGUAACAAGUGCAGCUGGAUGUUCUGGGUUUUCCCCUCCCUCUCGAGCAUAAAUUAAAAGACGAAACUUGAUCGUUUGGUUUGGUUGAUUUUUCCCGGAGUCGAGUUGAAUUCCACUCGUUGGGGUUCCGUUUAGUUUUUAGGAAAAUUUGAUUUCAUUUGUUUUAUCAUAUGCGUAAAUAUCACAUUUAUUGGUACGUACUUAAGCAGAAUAAUACCACAUCGAUGUUUGGAGAAUCACGCACGAACAACAGAAAUACCUGCACUUAAUUAUAAAAUGUUUGAUGUAAAAAUUACAAUGUAAAGGAAAUAAUUUCAACCGAGGGUAAACUACAAAGGUGAACUUAAUCACGGUAGGCUGGAAGUGCUUCAUAAAUUUCUCAAAAAUAAUUCAAAAUAGUUUCAACUAAAUGAAAAUAACAACCUGAAAAGUUUGUUUGGCACUUGGCGGUGGGGACGUUUCAGAUUUUACGCAAGCAAAACAGGCUACUAAGAUUUAAAACAAGUCUUCGGACACACGGUUUUACGGUGCUUGCGUGAUAUAAUCUCGUUUUUCUGUACUCAAAUUGAAAUAGAAUAUUAAAAUGAAAGUUCGCAAAAAUUUUCUACGAAGCUAACCAGUAAUGAUAGCUUCGAAGCUCUUUUUUUAUAAAAAAAAAAUCUGAAAAGGCUGAAACACCACAAAUGUACCAUGUUUUGAUCCCUACUUAAAUGUACAGCGACUUUAAAAAUUUAAUAGGGGUUCGAUCAGUGUUGUAAAAGAGUGAUAGAAAAACUUAUCAUUUGAUGAUUCCUGCACCAACCAAUCAGAGAGCAUAGCGACCAUCACUCCAGUUGUGAAAACUCUUAUUUUAUCUCAUGAUUGCUAGCAGGGGCAUUCUCUUUCUAUCACUCUUUCUCUUUUACUCGUUCACCCCCGCUCAUCGAAGAAUAUUUCGUUUUCUUGAAAAAAAUCGCAAUGAAAGAAAGCGAGAAACGGCUUUUGAGGCUAUGUUCUGUUGAGUGGGGAUGAGAGAGAAAAAAAAAUUGCGGGGAUUUUGUAAACUCGCUAUAGAGCCCGUCAAUUUUUGGUGCUGAGGAAAAAUGUGCAGUGAAUGUUAGGAUAUGAGAUUCCGGCCAUGAAAGUUUUAGUCGCUGAGAACUGUAAAUUUAAUAUUUCUGCAACCCUGGAAUUAAUCAAUAAUUAUAAAAAAUAACAAUGAAAAUGUAAUUUUGAUGCAAAAUCAAUGACUUUAACAGAUUUGGUUAAAAAAUGUCCAUUAUUUGGUAUUAAAAACUGUUAUGCCACAAAAAUACAAAAUUUUGGUAUCCAAACCUUUAAAGUUUUUGAAUUUUUUAAAUAUCAAAUUACUACCAUAAAAUGGUAGGAUACCAAUUGUUCUACAAUUAUCCUUGAGACUAUUUUUCCAAGGAUUCAUAUAUAUCAAAGUUUUAAAUGAAACAUCAUCUAUUUUAGACAUUUAACGCCUCAAAAUUCGCCUAAAGUUAAUGUUGAUGCAUGAAUUCGCUUGGAAUUUUAUGUUAUAACAAAACUGGAUUUUUUUGGAGGGCCUCGUGGCUCGGCGGUUAGUGGCUUCGGCUGCCGGUCUCUAAGUUGCUGGGGGGGCGCGGGUUCAAUUCCCACCUUAUGCUCCUUCUAUCGAAUGGGAAAAUAACACGUCGGUCCAUUUGCGUAAAAGAGGUUUUGGGUGACUCACCACACACAACCUUCAGACUGCGACUGCGACUUUUAUUCCUGUUUAGAAAUAUUGUUGAUUGUUUUUUAAGUAGGUUAUCGAAAUAAAUCAGCACUGAGCUGUUUGAUCCACCAUCUGAAAAUUUUAUUUUUAUUUGACCUAUUCAAAUGUUUAGCUAAAUUUUCUAAGCUUACAAUGAAUGAAUUGAAUAAACAUUUUGGAGUGGACGAAUCUCUUCGCACUCUUGCACAAACUACCUAAAAAACAUGGAAAAUUCGAUUAUCCUUAAACCUGGACAACUGGGACUUUUUUAUUGAGCAGUAUUUUUGUUUUCCUAUCCAAACCCAAUCUUGUAAGUGAGGGAGAGUGGGGGGAGAGAAAAUUUUCACUCCAGCCUACUUUGAUACCUUUGGGUGAAGCCAUUCCAGCAUCAUAAGAUUCAAAAGCCUACUAUUGUUUGCAUUUGUACAUCGAUCCAAGUCUUGGAAGCCGUGAUAGAUUGCAUUUUAGUUAAAGUUCCUAAACACACUGUGCAAUAAGGAGCCUUGAUGUCAUAUUCUUUAUCAGUCAAAUCACCCUAAAUCAUAGGCUUAAAAUUUUCUUUCAAGAGGCAUCGCACAGCAAAACGCAAUUGGCUCUGGUUCUGGGUAACUUUGGAAAAGAAAAACAAAAGGCAUCGGAAAGCUUAGAAAAAAAAAUCACUCGAGUUCACGAUCAACUUGAAGCCGUCCAGAUUAAAAAGAGGAAAUUUCCUAAGACAGCACGCGCACGCAGCAUCCUUCCCCGAACUCAUUCGUCGUCACUCUUGUAGAAAAAAAGUAUAGAGCAGAAGAAAAGUUUCAAAACUCUCGCGGCUUAUCUCCAUCCAGCUGUGGGAUGAAACAUAUCAUACACACACACACACACACUCACAAACACGCCAGAGAGUCACGCACAUGUGGCAGUCCCAGUUUCACCCCCAGCUCCCCUAUUUAAGACGAGGGGGAGUGCUGGGGAGGGCCAAACUUUUCAAUCAUCAUCGUUCUAUUUACGCGUGUCAUCGUUUGCGGAACCAUGGCACGCUGCGCCACGAUCAGCAAAUUUCACUGAAACAAAAGGCAUCUUCCGAUCCUAGGUUGAACAAACGUUGUGUAACAAACGAUUUUAGGUUUUAGUUUUAAUUGCUUUACAAAGUAUGCGAAAAACAGAGGAAAUAUAUAAUCGAGAAUAAUAAAAAAUCAAAAUAAUUUUGUGAUACAAGAAAGAAGAGAGAAACACUAAUAGCUAUUGUUCCGUUUAUUUUUUUUUAUAAGAUGGCUCUUGCUGAAUAAUAAAUAAGUUGUAAUUUUUCCUAAAAUUGUGGUUUUACGUUUUUAUUUCCUUUUUCAAUUAAUUUUGUCUCAAAUAAGCGUUUGCUCAGUUUUAUACUUUCGUUUAGACUAAGUUUACACAUCUAGACAUAAAAACAAUAGUGUUUAAAAGAGGAAGCUUAACACGCAUGAAGAGAAAAUGUACAUUAAAAUUGGAAUUAAACAGUAUGCUGAAAAACUCGGUAAUUAUAUCAACACUAACGCAUGGUUCAGAACUCCAAACAGACAUAUUAAGCAAAAACAAACGACCCAAAUUCAGCUAACAUGUAUUAAACUCCCGCAGAAGCUAACUGAAAAAAGUGAAACAAAAAAAUCAGCAACUGAACUUAAUAUAUAUUUAUAAACAGUAUAUUAAUUUGAUAUUAGUACUGGCAACAAAAACCACGUGGGGCACCGCCCCUAACAAAAACUUACAUCCCAGCCCCAAUGUAUAGCGAAAUCGAGCGAAAAAAAAACGUCAAGAAAAACACAGGAAAAUGAACCAGUGCAAGGAAACAGGUGGAAUCGCGUAGUUAAUGAAAUUGUAUUACACACAACGGGACGGAACGGAAAGAGGAAAUUACAGCGGCAGGCAGCGAAGGGAGAGCGGAUUGCGAAACUCGUUCAAAACCGGAAACAAACUGUGUCCCAGUUGCGGAACGAGCGCGUCGUGGCGUGCCGAGUAAAUCUCGUUAUCAUUGGCGUGGCCGAAGGACAAAGUUCCGAAACAAAGUAGAUUCCCGGCGCGACCCAUGCAGCAAAAGCGUCCGUUCGAAGCUAAAGGUUGCGUGGGUUUUUGUCAGCGUGUAAGGUGCAUUUGGGUCUGCUGGCUGUGGUUGUCAGUCAGUGGCGGACAGAAAUGUCGGUCAAACUUGGUCUUGUCAACUUUGGUGGUGGCUUGCUUCGAUCUGGCAUUCUGUGACCACGUCGGACGUGUUUGCGCCGAGACGGAAACAGCUGUCAAUGUUGCGGGUUGCCCGGACUGGUCAAUCGUUCGCUGCGGUUUCCAACGCAGUUGGCCAGAAGCUGUGUUUGAACACAGCACUGUUUGUUAACUUUCUCAUAGCCUUCUGCACAAAUUUCACCGUCUUCUAGAACUUACUACAGUCGACUCUCUGGUUGUCAAUAUCCAAGGGACCGUCGAGGAAGAGAAUCAUCAGUUUACAGAACGAUGCAAAAUGAAGACUCGAUUGAAAAUAUUUUUUUCUUGGUACCCAGCUAUGGGAGAGAAUCAUGGCAACGUCCAUCAAACAAAAACAAACUAAUGUCAAACACCCUUCAAAGCAUCGUUUCGCCAAGAAAAAUGUCUAUGCAAGCCAUGAGAAAGUGAAAUUAUUGACAACCGGAAGAGAUUUUUAAAGCAAACAGAAUCCAAGGGACCGUCGAGGAAGAGAUCCUUCAAGCAAGGGAAAAUAUCGAGGAAUGAAGAUAAUUGAAGUAUGCAGAUUUAAGGGACUGAAGAAUUCAUCGAUAGAUGGAGAAUUAUUGAUAUCGAGAAGAUCGACAGCCAGAGAGUCGACUGUAAUUUCAGAGUCAUUUUCACUCAGUUUUGAAAAGGGUAAAACUAUUUCGUAUAAGCGUGCAUUCCGCAUGCUUUCUCGUGGCCUGCUGCAAACCGGAGACACUAAAACAAAUCUCUUCGCCGAAAUAAAACUUUUCAACACUUGGCACAAAAAGAAGCACCCAAAUCACACACCUUUUACCGCUGCGGAGGAAUCUCUUUGGCGCCGGUGGCAUACAAAUUGAUUGAAUUAUGUUCUCCACAUUGGGCGUAAUGUUAUUACCACAUGGUGCGUUACGCAUUCCGAGAAAACUCUCCGCCACGCACACGUGCAAACUGCUCCUUUGGCGGAAGAGACAAAAAAAAUCGCGCGAAAUGGUCUGCAGGAAUCAUGGAAAGACAUGAAAAAUGUAGCUAUACGUUUAGAGAAUAUAACAAGAAACAGUAAAAUAGUGAUGGUUGGUGAGUAAAAGUAAAUUGAAUUAUAUAUAAACUCGAAAGAAUGGUAAACAAAUCGACGUAGCGAGGUGGAAGUCAUAAAUAAAAGAAAACAAAACUAAUGCUUAAGUUUGUGAAAAGAUAAAAAAAAGAAGCCGUAAUCGUGUUUAAAUGUGAAUAAUUACAAUGGAAAUUGAGGAUAAACAAUUGUGUACACAAGGAGUAGUGCGUAUUAGUAUAUGUACACACUUUAGCGAUAUAAAUUUUCUGUUGAACGAUCAUCUUAUAUCAAGAGAAACACAAAUGGACAAAGAAAAUUAAGCUUAUAUAAGAGGCAGCCUAAGGUAAAUAUAAAAAAACAGGAAAAAGAUAAAAACAAACAUAGUGCAGAACAAUUGAAAUCCAAAGGAUUUUUCCAUUACUAAAACAAACUGCUGCUUUAAUAACAUUUCUAACAUCAAGAACAAGCGAAAAAUCGUGAAAACACAACUUUUUAUCACUCUACGAAGAAGCAGCAUAACAGUCUUAAAGAUACAGAAACCGAUUCAAACUUUUUGUUUUACCGAGAAUACCACAUUUCCCAUUAUUGCUUCCACGAAUCAUUCUUUCCUUCGGCAGCAAACUUCAAUUAAUGCUUUUACGCAAACUUUCUCCCUCCAAAUUGAGUUGAGAGUGACUAAUAAAUCAAUUGCUUCGUUCGCGGAACACUCACACACAUGAAGUACACAAAAGUUGAGAUAAAAACCAUUUCACAGGUGAAAAAACACGUGGACAAAAAGGACGCUCGCGCCUGUCGUCAUCCAGUGCGGAAUUUGAUUGAUUAAUGGCGAUGUAGAACAAUGUACGCAAACGAAAAAAACACACACACACA